This is a messenger RNA of Ylistrum balloti, 3182 nucleotides long. RefSeq names its product xaa-Pro aminopeptidase 3-like. Gene Ontology annotation, molecular function: manganese ion binding; metalloaminopeptidase activity. Gene Ontology annotation, cellular component: mitochondrion. The record is from RefSeq and is a predicted model, not a curated record. NCBI's taxonomy places the organism in Eukaryota, Metazoa, Mollusca, Bivalvia, Pectinida, Pectinidae. The transcript has 7 exons. Bases 31 to 1509 code for a protein of 492 amino acids.
CGCUCCACAAGAGGGGACUUUCACUUCAACAUGGGUUGCUGUAAUGCCUUAAGGACCUAUUCAAGAUUUUUAAAGCCUAAUAAGCUGUUGACAACUUUAAACAGAAACUUUGGACAACCAGUAGCUCAAACGCAUCCCCAUCUUCUUAAACAAGGAGAGGUAACUCCAUUUGUCACUAAAGAGGAAUACCGCCAAAGACGUCACAAUGUGUUUAAGCUUGUCUUGGAUCAGUUUGAAGGUUCAAAAAAUGUGAAGGACCAUAUCAUGAUAUUUCCAUCAGCAUGUAGACUUUACAUGACACCAGCAAUACCAUACCCCUUUAGACAAAACACAGAUUUCCAUUAUCUCAGUGGUUUCCAGGAAUCAGACAGUGUUCUAAUCUUACACAACAGUCAGUCCACCUCCAGCAUCCAGAAAGGAAUGACCUCUGUGCUUUUUGUUCCUAAGAAGGAUCCUCAUGUGGAAUUGUGGGAGGGGGGGCGGUCUGGCCCAGAGGGGGCAGAAGAAAUCACAGGAGUGGACAAGGCAUACAACACAGAGGAUUUGUCACAAUUUUUACAAGAUUAUAGUAAACACAAUUCUAACUAUGUGAUAUGGUAUGAUAUUGACAGUAAGGUUAAUCCUGAGUUGGGAAGGGCAGGGAUCGAGGACUUCAUACUUCAGGGCAAACAAAAGUGUGUGGAGACCACCAUACGGAGUAUACACAAGACCAGAGUCAUCAAAUCACCUGCAGAAGUUCAACUCAUGCAAAGAAGUGUAGAUAUAGCCUCUGAGUCAUUGGAAGAAGUCAUGAAGUUUUCCUAUCCUCAGGUGAAUGAAUCUUACCUUCAAGCCAAAAUGGAGUUUGAAUGUAAAUUACGAGAUGCUCAGAUGUUGGCUUAUCCACCUGUUGUUGCUGGUGGCAACCAUGGAAACACCAUACAUUACACUAAAAACAAUCAAAUAGUUCCAGCCGGUGAAAUGGUGCUGAUGGAUGCAGGAUGUGAAUACCACGGCUUUUGUAGUGACCUUACAAGAACCUGGCCAGUGUCAGGUCGGUUCAGUGCCGUACAGCGACGUCUUUAUGAUGUGGUUUUACGUAUCCAGCUCAAAGUGAUCUCCCUUUGUAACCCAGAGUUCUCUCUGGAACAGAUUUAUGUGUACAUGCUCCAUCUGUUGGGAGAGGAACUUGUAUCGCUCGGUCUAAUUCAGCCUAAAAGCAAGUCAACAAAUUACUUCCAGGGACUCAGAGAGUUUUAUCCUCAUCAUGUCGGUCACUAUUUGGGAAUGGAUGUACAUGAUACUCCAACUGUGUCUAGACAUGCAAAGCUACAACCAGGCAUGAUCAUUGCUAUUGAACCAGGUGUUUAUAUCCCCGCUAACUGUACCAGUGUACCUGAGGAGUAUCGAGGGAUUGCCAUACGGAUAGAAGAUAAUGUGCUCAUCACCGAUUCUCAGCCUGUUGUCCUGUCUGCCAAGUGUGUGAAAGAUCCUGAUCACAUAGAAGCAAUCAUGGCUUCCAAGUCUUGACUGGUUUUUUUAAUGUCACCACUGCAAGGUGACAUGACUGUACAGUAAUGGUCAUUCUCGAGAAUUUUUGAAGAGAGACGUGAUGGAAAAUGUUCCCUAGAUAACUGGGAUACAAUGAAAACAAUAUGAUGAAUGGGUAGUCCUAAUGGUCAUGCUUAAGAAUUUUUGAUGUGAGACAUGAUGGAAAAUGCUCCCUAGAUCACUGGGAUACUAUGAAGACAAUGGAUGGGUAGUGUUAUCAGGAUAUUUAUCUAUAUCAAGAUAUUUCCUUUGGAAUUUUAUAGAAAAAUGUUACCAGUAAGUAAAAAGUGACUGAUAACAUACUGAUGCCUGCCAGGGCUAUUCCAGAUUGUCCUUUGAUUAAACAGGAAGCAUCUACCUCGGGUAUAUUGAAAAGUAGAAGACAAACUCUUUAGAAGAGUAAGCAGAAAAUGAGUUAUGAAUUCAAUGUUUGAAGUAUUAUUACAAUUAACAGAUGUCGGUAUAUACAAUGGUGAUUUCUCUAAUCACAGAUAGGAUGUGCUGUUACAUAAUCUGAUCACUGAUAGGAUGUGCUGUUACAUAAUCUGAUCACUGAUAGGAUGUGCUGUUACAUAAUCUGAUCACAGAUAGGAUGUGCUGUUACAUAACUUGAUCACUGAUAAGAUGUGCUGUUACAUAAUCUGUGUCAAUCAUCACAGAAAUAAUUAUCUGAUAAUACUGUUUAUAAACUGGAACAGGUUCUGAUAGUAUUGAAAACAUUAUCAGAUGUCAUUUAACUUACAUAUGUUGGUCAGUAGUUCACAAAUCUAUUGAUUGUUGCUAAACUCAUAUUAAGGUGGUAUGUUGUGUUUUGAGAUCAAGCUAAUAUGUUAGUAAAGUAGUAACAGACAUCUAUCCUACAAGUUGGUAAAGUAGUAACAGAGAUCUGUCCUACAAGUUGGUAAAGGAGUAACAGAGAUCUGUCCUACAAGGUGGUAAAGUAGUAACAGAGAUCUGUCCUACAAGUUGGUAAAGUAGUAACAGAGAUCUGUCCUACAAGUUGGUAAAGUAGUAACAGAGAUCUGUCCUACAAGUUGGUAAAGUAGUAACAGAGAUCUGUCCUAGAAGUUGGUAAAGGAGUAACAGAGAUCUGUCCUACAAGUUGGUAAAGUAGUAACAGAGAUCUGUCCUACAAGUUGGUAAAGUAGUAACAGAGAUCUGUCCUACAAGUUGGUAAAGUAGUAACAGAGAUCUGUCCUACAAGUUGGUAAAGUAGUAACAGAGAUCUGUCCUACAAGUUGGUAAAGGAGUAACAGAGAUCUAUCCUACAAGUUGGUAAAGGAGUAACAGAGAUCUAUCCUACAAGUUGGAACUAAAAAACCUGUAUAUCUUGUGUACCUGGAAACAAUCUCCAGUGUCAUAUUGACAUAGUAUUUCCUAAAUAUGGCUAGAAAAACAGCAAUCCUUCCGUGCCAAAUUUUCAACUACUGGUGUGCAACAAGAAACGUCUUCCUCCAAUAGAAAAUGUUUGUAACAGGUAUUUAUUAUUGACUUACUUGACCUUUGAUCUUGAAGAUAAAGUGCUCUAUAUUAAGUGUUUUAAUUACAUUGCACUUCACUCUUUUUUUCAGCAAUUCAUAAAUAUUAUUAUUCUGAAAAGAAAUUUUACAUCUUACAAUGGGAAAAUUCAAACAUGAUAUUCUCUCUCUAUA